Molecule: messenger RNA, 2832 nt
Organism: Puntigrus tetrazona (Sumatra barb)
Lineage: Eukaryota; Metazoa; Chordata; Actinopteri; Cypriniformes; Cyprinidae
Gene: slc41a2a
Product: solute carrier family 41 member 2a
Exons: 10
Coding region: 1-1464 (487 amino acids)
Biological process (GO): monoatomic cation transport
Cellular component (GO): plasma membrane
Molecular function (GO): monoatomic cation transmembrane transporter activity
Source: RefSeq, a predicted model, not a curated record
AUGGUUGCUGAAGAAAAGCAGAAAGAGUGUCAGCUGACCUCAGCUCACUUGUUAUCCAGAGAAAAUGGGCAUCAGUUUACUCCAGAGACCAGACGACCUGACAGAACGUCAGGUUUCUGCAGUAAGAAACUUUCAGAGUCAGAUCCCUUACUUGCCAAUGAGUUUUGUGGGACAGCAUCGCCCUCUGGGACCGUAUUAGAAAUUUGUGAUCAAGAGAUGCCGAGCGAGUCCUCCUGGGCCAUGGUGAUGCAGAUCUUGUUUCCAUUCCUCCUGGCUGGUUUUGGGACGGUUCUGGCAGGGAUGUUGCUGGAUGUAGUGCGGCAUUGGGACGUUUUCAGUAAUGUGACUGAGAUCUUCAUCCUUGUCCCACCUCUGCUGGGUCUGAAGGGGAACCUGGAGAUGACACUGGCAUCAAGACUCUCCACCGCUGUGAACGUUGGCAGAAUGAACUCUUUAAGCGACAGAUGGAACCUGAUCGUUGGAAAUCUCAGCCUCAAACAGGUACAAGCUACGGUUCUGGGUUUCCUGGCUGCUCUGGUAGCCUCAGCUCUUGGGUGGAUCCUGGAAGAGGAGAUCAUCGUGAAGCACGUAGCUCUGCUUUGCUGUUGCAGUGUUGUGACAGCUUUCACAGCAUCACUCCUGCAGGGCAUCGUAAUGGUUGGUGUGAUUAUUGGAUCCAAGAAGGUGGGCGUGAACCCUGACAAUAUAGCCACGCCCAUCGCUGCCAGUUUAGGUGACAUCAUCACACUUGGACUGCUCGCCGUCAUCGGUCAUGGCUUCUUCUACUGCAUGGAUUCUUACCCUUACAUUCCCUACCUGGUGUGUGUUGUGUUCCUGUGUCUGACACCGCUGUGGGUCAUUCUAUCGUUUCGACAUCCUGAAAGCCAAAAACUGCUGCUUUCCAGCUGGGAGCCAAUAAUAACUGCAAUGGUGAUCAGCAGUCUUGGAGGACUGAUUCUGGACCGUACCAUUGCAAAUCCAAAGCUGGAAGGAGUUGUUCUCUACAGUCCCGUUGUAAAUGGUGUUGGUGGUAAUCUGGUUUCCAUCCAGGCUAGUCGUAUAGCCACGUAUCUUCAUUUCCACUGUGCGCUGGGUGAACUUCCAGACGGCGCUAAAGGAUGUUACUGCCCCGGCCACAGUUUUUGUUCCACAGGGCCGAAUGGUAGAUCAGCGCAGGUGCUUCUCACGCUGGCCAUCCCCGGUCACCUGGUCUUCAUCUACAGCGUUUACCUAAUACAAGGCAGCCCGGAUCCUCCCACUGCAGCCUUCAUUUUCUUCUAUUUGGUAGCUGCUUUCACACAGGUGUUUCUUCUGCUGGGCAUUGCUGAUGUGAUGGUUCGCUGCUUGUGGAAGUGCGGCAGAGAUCCUGAUAGCUUCUCUAUCCCGUAUCUGACUGCUCUGGGGGAUCUUUUAGGCACUGGCUUUCUGACGCUGUGUUUUCUUUUUAUGUCACUGGUGACAUAAACAUUAAAGGUGCCAUAGAAUGGAAACAUUAUGAGAUAAUAAGAGUUCUGCGCAUGGAAACGGCAUACCGUGAGUCUCUCACACCACUGCCUCCUCCUUCUUAAGGGAAACUUUUGCGUGCAAAAUCCCAAAAUAACACCGAGUGUGACGUUACAGUUGGGACGAUUAGCGUUUACACCAAUGCAUACUAACCCAUGUUCUAGGCCAGCUGAAUCAUUGAUGCCGUGUUGCCAGAUAUGAAAACAAACCAAAAUCAACAAAUAACUAAAAUAAACUGAAAUCAUUUCAAAUCUUUUACAAUUAAGAUAAAACUAAAAUAUCGCUGAACCUAAACUGCAACGGUCCUACGUUAUUAACUUCCUAAAAAGUGUCAAAAUGUGGAAAAGACCCUUAUAACAGCUGGAUCCUCGAUCAUGUUCAUACCACGGACGCUAAACAUUCGUGCAAAAAUCUGUAUAUUCAUCGGAUACAAGCCAUACAUAUAAGAUUGGACUGUCACUGUCGUUCACGCCGGAAAGUAGAAAUCUGUUUGCUGUGUGAGCUACUGAAAUGAGCCUCUCUGUGAGCCAGCCAAUCAGAGUGGAGCUGAACAUUAUUAUUCAUGAGCCUUCUAAUAAGGUAGAAACAGUUUUUACCUCAUUCGGAAGGCUCAUGAAUUUUCUUUGUAGAGACAAAUCCUAGGGUUGUAAAAGGCCAUGUAAAACCAUUUAAGGAGAAUUUUUGCCCUUACCCGAGCCACAUAAAUAUUUAAAAUAUUGUAUUAAUGCAUUCUAUGGCAUUGUCCCAUUCCAUUAAACAGACUAGAUCCGAUCGAUCACCGCUGUCAGCACAUUAGUGCUGGUUUGCAUAUAUUUCUCUGCACAGUUCAGCCAGAUGUACAUUAAGUGAAAUAUCAAGCUUUCCAUACAUGCCACUCAAAACUCUGUGUUCAACGAGUCGCACAUGCUGCCUCAUGUGACAAGAGUCAGCUGAAUGAAGAACGGCCGUUGUCUGUUUCCAUGUGUUGUUAUGCUAAGUGUCUGAUUUGCACUCAUCUUCCUGGAUAUAGAAUAGCAUAUCAAUCAGCUCAAAUAAAAAUAUGAUAACAUAUGCAUUUCAGUGACAUUGAAUUGUGACAAGCUAUUAAUCAUAUUGUCUUAAUGUCCAAAUGUUUCUAUUUAGACUAUUUUCAUAUGGAUUUAUUUCAUAUGUAUAUAUUUUUUGUUUUAUCACCUGCAUUAGUUUAUUGCUUUAUUAGCUUUUGCUGUAAAGAUAGCAAUCAACUGGUUAAUGUGCACUUCAUGUAUCAGUGGUGAUGUAUGAGAGUAACUUGUAUAGAUUUGUACAAAUGAUUUGCUUAGAAAGUUUUACCUUUACACCUAGUUAACA